This is a messenger RNA of Micropterus dolomieu (smallmouth bass), 858 nucleotides long. It is a transcript of the gene npy, whose product is annotated as neuropeptide Y. Gene Ontology annotation, cellular component: extracellular region. The record is from RefSeq and is a predicted model, not a curated record. Bases 278 to 577 code for a protein of 99 amino acids. Gene Ontology annotation, molecular function: neuropeptide Y receptor binding; neuropeptide hormone activity. The transcript has 4 exons. Lineage: Eukaryota; Metazoa; Chordata; Actinopteri; Centrarchiformes; Centrarchidae. Gene Ontology annotation, biological process: feeding behavior; neuropeptide signaling pathway.
GGCAUAUCAACUCACUCUAUUUUUCGUUUUGCAUUGUUAUUUUACGGGUUUGUUUAAAUUAAUAGAAACAUCUUUUUAAAAACACACUAAUGACAGCAUCACCAGUGACGUUUACAUGAAGAAAGGCUGAGCCUUGCGCUAAACGGAGCGCAGCUCUGACGCGUUUUUCUGCAGCGCUCUGGCGCACACAGAUAUAAAACCCACCGCGCACCAAACGCCCGGAGUAGAAGAGACCCACAGGACAGCGCGCAAAUCUCCCUUUGACUCUCUGGGAAAUAUGCAUCCCAACUUUGUGAGCUGGCUGGGGACUCUGGGGUUCCUGCUUUGGGCGCUGCUGUGCCUGGGCGCCCUAACGGAGGGAUACCCAGUGAAACCGGAGAACCCCGGGGAGGAUGCUCCGGCGGACGAGCUAGCCAAGUACUACUCAGCCCUGAGACACUACAUCAAUCUCAUCACAAGACAGAGGUAUGGAAAGAGGUCUAGUCCUGAGAUUCUGGACACACUGGUCUCAGAGCUGCUGCUGAAGGAAACCACAGACACGCUUCCACAGUCAAGAUAUGACCCAUCAUUGUGGUGAUGCUGUCAUCAGUGUUGGCUCCACCUCACUGCUGCCCCGCCACCGCUGACAUUCUGACCUCUAGUCUACACAUCUCUUAUGCCAUACCCUACACCAAAUGACCACCCUGCCUCUGCCCCUUUAACCUGUAUGAGCCCCCAUAUUCAACCCCGCCUCCUUACCCAUCAGUUACACUCUGCUUAUAGUAUGUGCCAUAAAAUUGUAAAUAGUUUAUUCAGAGUUAUCGUCUGUGGAACCUAAAAGUAAAGUGGAGGAGGGCAUGUUGAUUGCAUUGUAUAAUU